GCCAAUUCUUGCUUCACAUUGUGUUUGAGGCGGCAUUUGUGGAAGUGGUCAAUUUUUGUCGUCUAUAGUUAUUAAACUGAUACAUUAUCAUAAUGGAGGGCUUCGAUGACGCUGGCGUAUUUUUCUCCGACAAUUUUGGAAAUGAUCAGACCCCAGAUGGCGCCCAAAUAAACUUACAAGCCGUGAAAAAAAAGUAUAAAGAGUUCAUUCGUACCUUUAAUGAAGACAAUUUUUUCUAUAAAUAUCGAGACAAUUUAAAGCGGAACUAUCUUAAUGGACGCUACUUUCUGGAGGUUGAAAUGGAGGAUGUGGUGGGUUUUGAUGAGACGCUUGCCGACAAGUUAAAUAAACAGCCCACUGAGCACUUGCAAAUCUUUGAAGAGGCUGCCCGUGAAGUAGCUGAUGAAAUUACAGCACCUCGUCCCGAGCAUGAAGAACACAUGCACGACGUUCAAAUACUGCUUAUGUCAAGUGCGAAUCCCACAAAUAUACGUGAACUGAAGUCGGAUAGUGUAUCGCGUUUGGUUAAAAUUGCCGGUAUAAUAGUUGCCGCUUCAGGCAUUCAGGCAAAGGCAACGCGAAUGUCGAUUAUGUGUCGGUCAUGUAGUACUGUUAUACCGAACCUGAAAAUCAAUCCUGGACUUGAAGGGUAUGCUCUGCCACGAAAGUGUACUACCGAACAGGCCGGCAGGCCCAAAUGUCCUUUGGAUCCCUUCUUCAUAAUGCCGGACAAAUGUAAGUGCGUUGAUUUUCAAACUCUCAAGCUUCAAGAGCUGCCAGAUUUCGUGCCGCAAGGAGAGAUUCCACGCCAUUUGCAAUUGUUUUGCGAUCGCUCACUUUGCGAACGUGUUGUUCCCGGCAAUCGAGUGCUUAUACAAGGGGUUUAUUCAAUACGUAAGGUUGGUAAACCGUCGCGACAAGAUGGUCGCGAGAAGGCUGUUCUCGGAGUGCGUGCGCCAUAUAUGCGCGUGGUUGGCAUAACCGUUGAUGCAGAAGGAGCAGGUGCAGUUUCGCGUUAUACUAACAUAUCCACGGAAGAGGAGGAGAACUUCCGGCGCAUCGCCGCUUCAUCAGAUAUUUAUGAUCGUCUCUCAAAAUCCUUGGCACCGAGCAUAUUUGGUUCCGACGACAUUAAAAAGGCCAUAACUUGCAUGUUAUUUGGAGGCUCACGAAAACGUCUCCCCGACGGACUUUGUCGUCGUGGCGAUAUUAAUGUGUUGCUUUUGGGCGAUCCAGGUACCGCUAAGUCGCAGCUUCUAAAGUUUGUUGAAAAAGUAGCUCCCAUUGGGGUGUACACAUCUGGAAAGGGCUCAAGCGCAGCUGGUCUUACGGCAUCCGUUAUGAAGGAUCCGCACACACGUAAUUUCAUUAUGGAAGGUGGAGCUAUGGUUCUAGCUGAUGGUGGCGUAGUUUGCAUUGAUGAAUUCGACAAAAUGCGUGAGGAUGACCGUGUCGCCAUUCAUGAAGCCAUGGAGCAGCAAACGAUUUCGAUUGCGAAAGCUGGUAUUACAACCACAUUGAAUUCUCGUUGCUCAGUGCUUGCAGCUGCCAACUCUAUAUUCGGUCGCUGGGAUGAUACAAAGGGUGAAGAGAACAUUGACUUCAUGCCGACGAUUCUUUCACGUUUUGACAUGAUCUUUAUCGUGAAAGAUGUGCACGACGAGACUCGAGACAUCACUUUAGCCAAGCACAUAAUAAACGUUCAUUUGAGCUCAAACAAGUCGGCGCCCUUUGAGCCAGAAGAAGGCGAAAUUUCGUUGCCUAUGUUUAAAAAGUACAUCCAUUAUUGUCGCACUCAUUGCGGUCCGCGUCUAAGCGAAGCUGCUGGUGAAAAACUGAAAAGCCGCUACGUUUUAAUGCGAUGUGGUGCUGGCCAGCAGGAAAAGUCGGCGGAUAAACGUCAUUGUAUUCCAAUUACCGUGCGUCAGUUGGAAGCUGUCAUUCGUAUAUCGGAGUCAUUGGCGAAAAUGCGUUUGCUUCCGUUUGUCAUGGAUGACCAUGUAAAUGAAGCACUUCGUCUGUUCCAAGUGUCUACCCUUGAUGCUGCCAUGUCAGGCAGUCUGGCUGGUGCCGAGGGAUUCACCACUGAGGAAGACCAGGAAACUUUAAACCGAAUAGAAAAGCAACUUAAAAGGCGCUUUGCUAUCGGAUCGCAGGUUUCUGAACAAAAUAUUAUGCAGGAUUUCUUGCGUCAAAAAUACGAGGAGCGAACUGUAAUGAAAGUUAUUCAUACGAUGAUUCGCCGCGGGGAGCUUCAACAUAGAAUGCAACGCAAGAUGCUGUAUCGCAUUUGCUGAAAAACACAACUCUUUCAUAUUAUUAAUAUUGAACCAAAAUACAAUUUUUAAUCAGCUUAUUAAACAA
Molecule: messenger RNA, 2364 nt
Organism: Drosophila virilis
Lineage: Eukaryota; Metazoa; Arthropoda; Insecta; Diptera; Drosophilidae
Gene: Mcm5
Product: Minichromosome maintenance 5
Biological process (GO): DNA replication; DNA replication initiation; double-strand break repair via break-induced replication
Cellular component (GO): MCM complex; nucleus
Molecular function (GO): DNA replication origin binding; single-stranded DNA binding; 3'-5' DNA helicase activity
Source: RefSeq, a predicted model, not a curated record